Phaedon cochleariae (mustard beetle) is the source of this 7682-nucleotide messenger RNA. NCBI's taxonomy places the organism in Eukaryota, Metazoa, Arthropoda, Insecta, Coleoptera, Chrysomelidae. The record is from the annotation of a GenBank genome assembly.
UUUCACUUCGGAUGCGAUGCGUUUAGCGUUUAGUUCGUUAAUCUGUGGUUUAGUCACUCGACGAACUUCUUGCUUCCGAUCGCGCGAUAUCGAACAGUUUCGCGUAAAAAGACCCGUACAAUUUCCCAAUCGAAGGGAUACGAAGGGCUUCCCGGGAGUGCUUUUUUUCGGGGGUCGGAUUUAAUUUACUGGGGAAUUGCUAUCGAAUUUUUCGAGGUUUGAAAAGCCGUUUCUUGAGGCACGUGGGCGGUUGUGCUUUCUCACUGAAAAAGAGCAGCAAUCAUAGGAGGUGUACACACAUGAACAAAAAAUACUUUCAACCAGUGUAACUUAUGAUGAUGAUAAAUUGCGAAUCGAAUUGCGAAAGUGAAUAAACGCCAUGUUGGACUUAGUGAAAAGAAUCAGUGCAACAGGUGGACCGACUUGUACGGGUCGCGCGAACGUGAGUUUGAGAAAAAAAGAAAAAAAUUUCAAACGCAUCAGCGUAUUGGUGCGACCCCGUAGUUUGCUGUGCAACAGAAACAUCGAAGAUUUGUACAGCAAUAGCGCCCAAAGGCAGAGCAACACAUGGAAGUUCCACAGACCGAAAUCUGUCAGUGAUGUAUCUUCGGCACCCUCCCUAAGUCAGGGCUCACCCGUGAGGUGUGCCCCCACCAGAAACAACAUGGAGAGUCCGAAAAAGUCACCGCAGAGUAGUCCUGCCACCGGUGACAGAUCCACUGUCAAGGUUCACUUUCCGAAUGGCGGCUUCAAUGUUGUCAAAUAUGGGGAUGCCGUAGAGAUAAAGGCCAUCAUUCAGACUGUGACAGACAGGCUGUCAACCGGAGAGAGGUACUACAAUGGACUCUACGCAAUGCGAUUGUCGAGGCUCCAUUCCAGCGAGGUGCACUGGUUACAUCAAGAUACGACGAUGCAGCAAGUCAAUGAAAAAUACCUGAAAAGGCACCCGAACUCAGAAUGGCGUUACGACCUUAGAAUAAGAUACCUACCCACUAGUCUGAAAGAGCUUUACGAAAAAGAUGUAGUUACCUUCCAUUAUUAUUAUGACCAAGUCAAAACGGAUUACCAUACCGAGCUGCACAAGAAGAUCGACCAGGAGGUGGCUUUGCAGCUGUGCUGCCUGGAAAUCCGCAAGUAUUUCAAGGACAUCUCUCAGAAUGUCCUUGACAAGAAGUCGAAUUUUGAGUACCUGGAGCGAGAAAUAGGCAUGCAAAAAUUCAUACCGGCCAGUUUCCUGGAAAAAGUCAAGUCCAAGUCGUUGAGGAAGUGCUUGCAGGCGCACUUCAAGAAGAUCGCCCACAUCUCGGACGUGGACAGCAUGUUCAAGUACCUCGAGCUGUUGAAGUACCACACCAACUUGGACCAGGAGCGGUUCCGCGUCGACUUCGGCAGCAGCUUCACCGUGCCUGUCGAGCUAGUCAUCGGACCCGAUAUCGGUAUCUCGCACACCAUCGUACAGGCCAGUGCCACCAAGAAGAUAGCCGACUUCGAUCAGGUCCAGGCCGUCCAAACUCUAGUCAGCGAUUGCGAGAAGCACGCGAAGGCAACUCUGCAGCUCAAGGUCGCAGGCACUCAGGAGGUCCUCUUCUUCACGUGUCCCAGUCUGGAUGCGGCCGAGAGUCUCGCCGAUCUCAUCGACGGCUAUUGCCGGUUGCAUUCCAAUUCUCAGGCGUCCAUAUGGAACAGAAAAGAGUCCAACUCUGUCAAACAGAGUCGCUCCAGCAAAGAGUGCUAUUCGAAUCCGACUGGCACUAUGUUAUCAGAAGAUUAUGCAGAAAUAGUAGAAGAAGGAGAUUAUUCAGUUCCUUCAGCUAGAAACUAUGAGGUGAUUCGGAGUCAAAUCGAACUGCACGAAAUACUCGGAGAAGGUCAGUUCGGUGACGUUCACAAAGGAACGGUCAAGGUCAAAGAUGGCGUGCAAAUCCCAGUGGCUGUGAAAACUUGUAAGGGAGACGCUGACGCCGCUACUACGGAAAAGUUCCUCGAAGAAGCUUAUAUAAUGCAAAAGUUCGACCACCAGCACAUCAUCAAGCUGAUCGGCGUGUGCUCCGAAUCCCCGGUGUGGAUCGUGAUGGAGCUAGCGAAACUCGGCGAACUCCGUUCCUACCUGCAGACGAACAAGGCGCGCCUCGAUUUGGCAACGCUGCUGCUGUACGCCUACCAGCUGUCGACGGCGCUCAGCUACCUCGAGUCGAAGAAGUACGUGCACAGGGACAUUGCGGCGAGGAAUGUGCUGGUGUCGUCGGAUAAGUGCGUCAAGUUGGCCGAUUUCGGGCUGUCGAGAUGGAUGGGCGACGACCAAAGCUACUACAAAGCCUCGAAGAUGAAGUUACCGAUCAAGUGGAUGAGUCCAGAGAGCAUUAAUUUCAGAAGGUUCACGACUGCUAGCGACGUUUGGAUGUUCGGCGUGUGCAUCUGGGAGAUCCUCAUGUACGGCAUCAAACCGUUCCUCGGCGUGAAGAACAACGACGUCAUCGGCAAAAUCGAGAACGGCGAACGGCUCGCUUUACCGCCCCACUGCCCCCCGCGCCUCUACUCGCUCAUGUCGCAGUGCUGGUCGUACGAGCCGAGCAAAAGGCCCAGCUUCAAGGACGUCAAAGAGAUCCUGCAGGAGAUCCUGCUGGAGGAGCGGAGCGCACAGCAGGACACGCUGCGCAGGGAGAACAGGAAGAUGGCGGCGAUGUCGUGGGGGUGCGACGAUGAUUUCGUUCCGCCGCCAAAGCCGAGUCGGUAUCCCAUGCAAGCUGCCGACUCCUCAUCGUACGCCCUAUCAGAACCAGCUCCGGUCUCGCAAACCUACAUCGUAGCCCAGAACCACGAGGUCCUGGCCCACCUGCUGAAAGAGAACGAGUGCAGGGGCUUCAACCCGGCAGCCUACAACACCCCCGCCUCGGUAUUUAACACGCCCAUGUCAUCGAUAUAUGGAGACCAGCUCAUGUUGGAAAGCAUCCGUUAUGAUCCAUCGCCCAAUCCUUCAAAUUUUAACAGUAUGUUGAGGCAGAAACUCAGACAACAACUGCAGGAGUCGGAAGAAGACUCCAAAUGGCUAGCAGAGUCAGAAACUCAAUUGAAGAGGUUGAGCACGAUCCAACACCCUGACGACCUUCCCUCGGACUUAUCAACCAGCACCCCCACUCCUCCGUCCCCUCAAACGAGCAGCCCCAGCUACAUCAACCCCGCGCCCUACCAGACGUCAUCGGGCCCCCUGACCUCUUCAGGUGGGCCCCUGACGUCAUCGGGCGGGCCCCUUACGUCGUCGGGCGGGCCCCUGACGUCAUCGGGUGGGCCGGUGACGUCAUCGUCGGCGGGUAGCAGCAACUGUCAGUCGCCGGCCGGCUCGCUGACCAAUACGAUGACGUUGAGUGGCAGAAACGAGGCCAGCGAUACGUCGCAAAGCGGAUCUGUGAUAAGCGAGACGGAGAAAAAGGAUCCCGGCCAGAAUCCCACGGCCAACCUGGACCGCACGCACGACCGCGUCUACGAGACCACCACGGACGUGGUGCGAGCCGUCAUGUCGCUCUCGCAAGGCGUCCAGCAGGCCGACGCCGACCGCUACCUCGAUCUGGUCAAGCGCGUCGGUCUGGAGCUGCGCAGCCUGCUGGCCAGCGUCGACGAGAUCGUCGGCGCCUUUCCGAACGCGGCGCAGCGCGAGGUGGAGAUGGCGCACAAGGUGCUGAGCAAGGAUAUGGCGGAGCUAGUGAAUGCGAUGAAGUUGGCGCAGCACUACGGCAGCACUACGCUGGAUGCGGAAUACAGAAAAGGCAUGCUGGGCGCCGCCCACAUCCUCGCCAUGGACUCGAAGAACCUGCUCGACGUCGUCGACUCCAUCCGGAUCAGGCACCCGCACAUCGACGAGCAGAUAUUCAAGGCGACAGACGCCGACGGGCAGGAACGUGGGGCGGCCGCAGCUGCCCCCCAUCAGCCACCCCCGUCGCCCGUGCCUGUCGGCUGCGCCAUCGUGCAGACGCAGUCAUACGUCGACGAGGUGCGGGCGGCCGUCUCGUCCGAUGUGAGUGCGAACGGUGUGGCGGGCAGCUAGGUCGGGCAAGUGUUGGGCAAGUUGUCCGGGUAUUGAUGAACUCGAUCAUUGUCGAUCGAAAUGAAAAGGCGAGCAGAUGGGAAGGUAUGAUAUUGUAUGCUCAUUCGAAAAAGGAUAUUUGAAAAUAACUCUUCGUCACAGUUUUUUCUACCGUAGAUACAGUAGAAACACUUAGAGUGCCUCGAACAUUUCACGCUCUUUAAAGAGUGUGGACACGCUUGUCAUCUUGUCAAACAGCUGAACAAAAAAGACAUACAGAGAAGUGCACAAUAAACGGCCAGUGCUGUAACUUCUUAAUCAUUUGAGAUUCGGAAAUAGCUAUUUAUAAGAGAUGGAAUGUCAUUUUUCUGUACCCCUUCAACGAACGAGUGCAGACAUACAGGGUAUCCGGAAAAAUGCUACCGAAUUUCGUUAUUGGAUUAUUCACCGUGAAAGUUUAAAUAACACAAAUAUAUUUCAUAUAACUUUCAAACGGUUGCCAUUGUAUUUAUGAUAUUGGGGCUACUAAAUUAGCUCAUACUAGUGCUCCUUUCGAAAUGUAAACGGCUGUUCAGUGUUCAUGUUCUUUACAGGAUAGGACAUAUUUUUUCCAUUUAUUGGAGGCAUUUUUGACAGGGGGGCAAAAUUUUACACUUUGCUUCGACCGUUUGAUUCCUUCUUUUUUUUUCUACGAAAAUAUUAUUAUUCAUUUCAAUGGAUAUCUUGUACCGUUAUAGAAAAACUGGCAAUUUAAAAGUUAUUCAUGAAAUAUUAUUUAUUAUUAUUAUUUACGACAUGACCUUUCCGGACCUAGGGAUAUUUCAUUCACAUUCCCCGUUGAACCCGGUUAGGGUAUUUAGGUGAAGGUGAUGGGAGGCAACUACGUUAUAAUGACGUCAACAUUAACUAUUUUUGAAUUCCUAUUUCUUCCACUUGCACAGGAUACCCGUGUAUCUCUUACUUCGAUUUCUACUCCAUUCAUUCUCAAUUUCAAAGUUCCCAUCAUUUCCUCCAUUUUUCGCAUUCAUCAUUUGUAAACUAUGGAGCUAUUAAACUCAAGGGCAAGUAUGCGAGGUGUGCCCUAACGGAAAUGACGUCACGGUUAAACACAAUGAAAUGGGAUUAUCAGCUUUAACCUUGACCGGUAAUGUGAAUGAAAUAUCCCUCAUAUAUUAUUAUUAUUUAAAACCCUAACAGUAGCGUUAAACCAAAGGCAGAUAAUGCUCUUUUUGUAGUUUCAUCAAUAUAACAUCAUUUAAUGUAUUUCCAUGAAGCGAAUAUUGGAAUUUGAAGCUUUAAAAACACUUGAAAUAUCUUUUCGUCUCGAGGCAUCUCAGAUAUAAAUGGUAAUAACCAUAAUUCUCAGAAUUCUUGCAAUAUUCGAAAGCAUGUUCGCGGGGACGCCUAUUCCAUUUUCAAAACUGACGUUUCAAAUCUUGGAAUGAUGACAAUUUGGUGAUGUCAGUGAUGACAAGCGUGUUCACAUUCUUGAAUGGGCGUGUAAUGGGAUGUUCCAGGCACUCUAAGAGUUACCGAAGGCGGAUUCACGCAACAUUCAAUAUAAAUACAUUUUCACUACAUUAUAAUUACCUUAUCACUUGCCAUUAGGUACCAGUUCAGAAACAAAGUCAUAAUGGUUUGCGUGCAAGAACUGUCAGAUGUCUUAUUUGGUUACAAAUGAUUUAAAUGGUUUUUCACAUUCAUUUUGGCAAAUGAAUCGUCUUUUUCGGCUAUUCAUUAAUUCGCGCAUGCCAUCACAUUGUGCUGUUAUGUUGUGCAAUGCACAAAAAAUGCAGCGAGAGCCGAAGGAAUCCAGUUGGUACAUUGUGAUUUAAAAGUAAAUACCUACCAUAGUCACUCACAUAUAGUUUUCAUUUUGAAAUUUGGUAAUUUCUCUGAUUUCUCAUCGGAAUUCCUUCUGCAGUAGAAGCUAAUAGAAAUACGGGAGGACUGGUCUGACAUGCUGACGAAAUAAGAUCAUGUGUGCUGUAGACAUUUUCAAUCUAUUAUCAGUAUUUGCUUCUAUUGCAGAAGUGGCAGAAGGAAUUUCAAUAAGAAAUGACAAAAAUUUCAUAAUGAAAACAAUGUGAGAUUACUAUUUACCUGGAAAAUCAUAUCCCUUCGUCUCUCGCUGCAUUUUUUGUGUAUUGUACAACAGCACUAUGAGAAGGCAUGCUUGAAUUAAUGAAUAGAGCAAAAAACACGAUUCGUAUAUUUCGAUUUACAUCCAAUUCUCACCUAAAAAUCUGAAAAUGUCCGCCAAUAUUCAGGGUCAGAAGAUUAUCUGCCACCUCAUUAAAGAUACGCAAACCAUAGGUUUCAUAGAUUAAAGACUCGCCGGAUAAGGAGGUUGUAUGUUGUACUACGUCAUACAAGCAAUCACGUGUAAAAUCGGAAAAUGUUUACAUAUUUAUACUAUGAAGGUAAUUGAUUUCCAAUUUUAAUGAAAAUUUGGAAUAGUCAGCACCCAAAAAGCAAGUUUUCUGGCUAGUGCAGUGCCCCCCUGAGGCCAGGGCCCCAAGGCACGUGCCUCGCGUGCCUUGUUGAUAUUGCCUUGGCCCUGGAUUUUAGUGGUGAAUACCAUGUUCUUAUAAACGUCAAACGUUGAAAGAAUGAUUAAUUUCUAUUCAGUAUUUGAAUUUUCGUGUCCAUUGAAAGAACUGACAUGCAGAGAUAAGAGCUGUGAACGCCUUUCCAUUUUUCAUCAAGUUGACAUUUUUGUAUUUUAAGUUAUUGAGGAUAUAUGGAAUGGAUUCAAUUGUAAUGAUCUAGUACCUACAUAUGUUGUUUUGGCAGUAAAAUGAAAAGGGUUUGCUAUGGAUUUGAAGUAUUAAAAAUAUUAUACUCAGCAUAGUCAAUGACUCAACCAAGUCACAUCCCUAGUGUAUUUAACAAAAAAUUCUCGUUAUUCCAAGGAAUAAAAAUAUGUAUUCAAAUUAUUUGAUAUUCCUAAUUUCCAAUGGAGCAGCAUUUAUUAAUAUUAGUUGAUUGAAAACGGGAUAUUUCGUUCGGCACUUUUACAUAUUUCAUGAUGUGUUCAUGUGUGAUAUGAAAUGAUUUCAACAAGAAGUACCUACAACGAAUUCAGUUUUUUCAAAUGGUUGUAUACUUUUACGAUGCUGUACUGUAUUUCAAUAUCAGUGUGAAUCUAUCAAAAUUACUGUGAUGUGUUGUAUAACAGCUCAUCAUAGGUUUAUCAUGGGUCUUUUGUUUUUCGAAAAUUAUCAGCAUGAACGUCAUAAAUUUUUAUAGGCAUUUCGUUUUUGUUUCAUUACAAAAAUGUAAUAACAAUACCACAAUUUAAUUACAUUUUAAUUUCUGAAGACUGCAUAGGAUAUUAUUUGAGCUAUUUGAUGGCAUUGUUCUAAAUAAUAAGGAUAAUAUAGAAACAAUUUAUAUAUAGUAUAUUAUGAACAGUAACCGUGUAUAAUUUUAGGAUUUUAAAAUCAAUUCAACAUGAAUGGAAUUCUGAGAAAAUAUUAAAGUAAUUUUCUGUAUAUUAUUGGAUACAUUUUAUGCUGGAGUGAGUAAAUUUUAAGGCAUUGUGAAUAUAUUAUAAGAUAGUUUUGUAUAUUUUUAUUUUGUAUUUAUAUGUAUAUGUUGUUUGUUUUUGUUUUUUUUUUGCUUUAAAUAUAUAAAAGUUUGACAGACAUACAAGAUUUUU